UCCGGGCUUGCAGGAUUCCUGGGACGUGUAGUUCGCCCCCGGAAUAGCGGAAAUCCUGCCGGGUUUUACCUUCUCCCCCUCAUUCAUGCACUUAGCAGUUACCGCUUUCAGGGCAGAGACUCCUACCACAGAGACCCCAGGGAGGGGCGCGCGGGUCUGGAGGCGCCGCUCAGAGCGAUCAGAACAAAAACUUGUGGCCACAGCCCCGCGCGCAGAGGGCAGGUGUGCACCGCGAUGAAGGGAAGCCGCCGCCAGUGAGGCUGAUGACCGCUCGCCGGGCGCCGCGGGGCUGGGCGCUGACCCCACGCGCUCCGAUGGGAUGAGCGACGCCACCCGCACGGCACCCCGAGGCGCUCCUUCGGCCGCGCGCUGGUAGCAGCGAUCCGGACCGGUGCGGGGCUCCGGCCAGACCCGGCGGGGCAGGCCGGCCAGAGGACCCCCUCUUGCAGCUCUCAGGUUUCCAUAGAAAACUAUCAACAGUCAUCACAGUUGUUUUUCAAGUCAUAGAAAGAGUUGCGACUUCUUCUUGUAAGAGAACUUUCUAGAUCAUUCAAUGCCUAACGUUGCAGAAGCAGCAAGGGCAAGUGAUUCUGGAAAUGAUGAGCACAGAUCCGAGAGCAAGUCCCCUGAAGAGCAUCUGCCCAGUGCUCUACCUUCUUUCUGCUCUCGAGCCUCAGGAACACCCUUGGGUCCCAAAGGAGAUAGUCACUAUCCAUGGAGCUGCCCAGUGACCCACACUCGGGAGAAAAUUUACGCCAUCUGCUCCGACUAUGCCUUCCUCAACCAGGCCACCUCAAUCUACAAAACCCCCAAUUCUACCCACUCUUCCUGCCUCCCUGAUAAUACCUCUUUAUCUGCUGGAAAUAAUUCAUCGAGGUACAUCGGCAUCCCAGCCAGUACAUCGGAAAUCAUCUACAAUGAAGAAAAUAGCCUGGAAAACUUAUCCAAUAGCCUGGGCAAGCUACCUCUCGCGUGGGAAAUUGAUAAAUCUGAAUUUGAUGGCGUGUCCACGAACUUGAAACACAAAUCAGGCAAUGUGAAGAAACAAACUUCUAAGAAAAAAACUUCCGAUAAAAAAGGAAGACACUCAAGGGACUGGGUACAGUGCUCUCCAGCCGAUGACAUCAAGCAGCGGAAAGUCCUAGACCUUCGACGCUGGUACUGCAUAAGCCGGCCUCAGUAUAAGACGUCUUGUGGUAUCUCCUCAUUAAUUUCUUGUUGGAAUUUCUUAUAUAGCACAAUGGGAGCUGGAAAUCUUCCACCUAUUACCCAAGAAGAAGCUUUACAUAUUUUGGGCUUUCAACCCCCAUUUGAAGAUAUUAGGUUUGGCCCUUUCACUGGAAAUACAACACUUAUGAGGUGGUUUAGACAAAUUAAUGAUCACUUCCAUGUAAAAGGAUGCUCCUACGUUCUCUAUAAGCCUCAUGGAAAGAAUAAAACAGCCGGUGAAACUGCUUCGGGGGCUUUGUCGAAGUUGACCCAUGGACUGAAAGAUGAAUCGCUGGCUUUCAUCUACCAUUGCCAAAAUCAUUACUUCUGUCCGAUUGGCUUUGAAGCCACGCCCGUGAAGGCUAACAAAGCAUUCAGCAGAGGUCCCCUUUCUUCACAAGAAGUAGAAUAUUGGAUCUUAAUCGGAGAAUCCAGUAGAAAACACCCUGCUAUUCACUGUAAAAAAUGGGCAGAUAUCGUUACUGAUCUAAACACUCAAAACCCAGAAUAUCUAGAUAUCCGGCACUUGGAGAGGGGGCUGCAGUAUCGAAAAACAAAGAAGGUUGGGGGAAAUCUGCACUGCAUCAUAGCAUUCCAGAGACUGAGCUGGCAAAGAUUUGGUCUUUGGAACUUUCCAUUCGGAAGCAUCAGACAAGAUUCGCAACCUCCAGCACAUGGCCAUGGAAUGGCCAAGUCGGAGAGCGAAGACAACAUCUCCAAGAAGCACCACGGACGUCUGGGACGGUCUUUCAGUGCUAGUUUCCAUCAGGACUCGGCAUGGAAAAAGAUGUCCAGCAUCCAUGAGAGAAGGAACAGUGGGUACCAGGGGUACAGUGAUUACGACGGGAAUGACUGACCGGGCCGGCAGGGGGCCGCCUGCGUGACACAGCCGGUCCUGGAGGGCGCGAGGGAGGAGACCGCGCCGGUCCCUGUUACACUGGGACAGAUCGUGCCGUUGCAGACAUCACCUCGUCCUCCUCCAGUAAAAAGCGAGUAUGAGUGUGGUGGGGGUUUCAGGUAGAUAAGCAGAUAAGCACAGAUGACUGUCCUCUUAGGCUUAAAAGUGUUCAAAGUGUAUGUAGAUGUUCUGGAUCAUCUCAUGAAAUCCAAUAAAAGUGCAUCUAAACCAAGUAAAUAUACAUUCACUUAAUAGCAUCAUGAUUUGAAAUAGUUCAGCAUGAAAUGAUUUCUGAGGGCUCAGUCCCCAGACACUUUUUGCAUAGUUCAUUCUAAGCUAAAGAGAGAGAGGGUGCUCCCUGCCCCUAAACACCCACCUAUCUGGGGAUUAUCAAUUUCGAGUUUGCUCUCUGGGUUAAAUCUCAGCUCCAGUUACUUAGCGAGUCUAGCAAUUCCUUUACUCACAGCCCUCCCUUGCUGGCCUCAUUUCUUUCCUGCUUCACUUUCUCAGGAUUCUCAAUAAAGAGGCAAAGGAGACUCAAGAAGUGGGUCUCUUCUAUGGGUGCAAGUGGAUAAUGUGGUGCAUUGGUUCAGGAGAUCACUGGCUUUCUUCACUUGCUGUGUUUCUAUCAAAUAGUAGAAUGUUAGGUCUGGAGAGGCCUCUGCAAGUUUAGAAUAGACCUUGUUGUAGGACAGAAGAAAGAAUGAGUGGCUUGUAGUGUUUGCAGGCCUGAGGUGAUCCGUGAAAUGGGACCCCCUGAUCUGAUUGUGCCUCAGCCUGGAGUCAGGGGUUGAAGACGGCAGGGCAGAGGCACGAGACACCCUCUCCUUCAUGGGCAACUGUUGCCUGCCAACUGUGACAGCUUUCCUUUUUAGACCUCCAGACGGGGAGCUGUUUGAAGCGAGCUGAGCGUGUCGUUCACCAUGUGUGGGUUCCAUGCUCUUGACCUCCUGUGUAGCUGCUGUCACUUCCUCCUCUGCUGCCAACCAUGACUCACCAACUACUGGGAUCUCUUAUUCUUUCAUGUUAAGGGCUUGUUCCAGGACCCAGAGUGUAACAUGAUUAUUAAAAGGUGCUGGAUAUUUGGAAACCAUAUCACAAUGCGCCUCAAGGAGAGGGUUUUAUUUUUUAAAUGUUUUCAUUUUCUUCUCCUUUGAAUGUAUAGCCAUUAUCCAUUCAGACAUGCCUAGCCUACAGAAAGGGAGAUCUAUGAUGAAAUGGUGACUUUCCUGAAGAUGGUAUUUUGCUUGAAAUGCAAAGAACUGAAAGAUAUGUAGGUUGUUGGUUUUGUUUACUUCAUACUGGAACUUUUAAGAUGUUUUCAUCAAAUAAAGUUUUUGUUUUCUACUUUUA
Molecule: messenger RNA, 3460 nt
Organism: Condylura cristata (star-nosed mole)
Lineage: Eukaryota; Metazoa; Chordata; Mammalia; Eulipotyphla; Talpidae
Gene: BIVM
Product: basic, immunoglobulin-like variable motif containing
Exons: 10
Coding region: 554-2065 (503 amino acids)
Biological process (GO): nucleotide-excision repair
Cellular component (GO): nucleus
Molecular function (GO): DNA endonuclease activity; single-stranded DNA binding
Source: RefSeq, a predicted model, not a curated record